AUGGAGGGCCAAACUUACAAUGAAGAGAUCGAUUGUGGAAGUUUCUUUGAUCAAAUUGACGAUUUCAUCGAAUUCCCUCCAGUCAACGACACCACAUUCAAUAAUUCAAUAGAUUGCAAUGAUUUUGCCGACAUUUGGACCAACAACUCCGAUGAACUCCAAGUCUCUGAUCCCAUCUUCUCCGAUAGUAAUCCCGCCUCAACCCUAUCAGCAGAACUUUCCGUUCCGUAUGAAGAUAUCAUCCAGCUUGAAUGGCUUUCAAACUUUGUGGAAGACUCGUUUUCCGGUGGGGGAAUGACAAUGAACAAAGAGAAUAUUCCGGUGAAAAAAGAGCCACCAGUGGUGGUGGCAAACUACCACUUCCAGAUGUCAAGUCCGGUCUCCGUUCUCGAAAGCAGUAGCAGCUCCUCCAGCUCCUCCUCUAGCUCCGGGAGUGGCACCGGCGGCAUGAUGAUCCCACUCAGCCCAACUCACCGGGGCCCGCAGCGGGCCCGAAGCAAACGGUCUCGACCUGCCACCUUCAACCCCCGUGCCGCCAUCGAACUCCUCUCCCCUCCAAACCUGAUUCCGAUUCCGAUUCCUGGUUCUAUGGAAUCGGUGAUUCCGGUUGAGAAGAAGAGAAAGAAGAAGCCGAAGAAGAAACCCGAGGCGGCUCAAUUCAAUCCGGAAGACAACGAGAACGGAAUCGAGAACCAAAAGAUGGGGACGGGGCAAGGAGUUAGGAAGUGUAUGCAUUGUGAAAUUACGAAAACGCCCCAGUGGCGGGCUGGCCCGAUGGGUCCGAAAACCUUGUGUAAUGCUUGUGGGGUCCGUUACAAAUCCGGGCGGCUGUUCCCGGAGUAUCGCCCGGCUGCAAGUCCGACAUUUGUCCCUUCCGUGCACUCGAAUUCACAUAAGAAGGUUGUGGAGAUGAGAACUAAGUGUAUGCCGAUUGAGGUAAUGGGAUCAGUUCAGGUUCCACUUGGACCUGAACUGAUCCCCAACCCGAACCCACUACCAGAAUAUAUCUGAUGUGGGUUGGGUAUAAUGUAUUCGGGAUUCGAUAUCUGGUAUCUGGUAUCUAAUAUCGUAUAAUUAGUAUGUUGAAUUGGUUGAUUGUACAGGAGGGUAAUGAAGGAGGGAGGAAGAGGAGGAGCAUAUAUAUAUAUUAUAGAUAUUUUAGAAGGUUAGAGAGAGA
Lactuca virosa is the source of this 1177-nucleotide messenger RNA. The record is from the annotation of a GenBank genome assembly. NCBI's taxonomy places the organism in Eukaryota, Viridiplantae, Streptophyta, Magnoliopsida, Asterales, Asteraceae.